GGCUUUCAGCUAUCUUACAUUCUUAAUUUGAAGUAGUUUGAGUCUAGAGAGGAAAGAUGUUUUUAAUUACUUUUACUGUGAUAAUAGUCACUUAACAAAUUAGAAUUAUUUCUUAUUCUGGACAAGUCAUUAAUUGCAUAGGUAUAUGUAGAUCCUAGUGUUCAAUCUUUUACCAUAUUUGCUGAGUGUUUAGCUUUCAUAUUUUUGGAAUGAGAGUGCCUGUCUCAAGCUUAAAAAAUGUCAUAUGGUCAGUACGUAAGUUCAGUUGGCUACUAUAGCUCUGAGUAUGGCUUGGGAAACUCAUCACCUCAACUCUACUGUGCCAGCAAUCUCAUUGGGAAACCAUCUUGUUACCCAGCUUCUGGAGAUGAUCCUCGAGUCUACUCUCUGUGUGAAUUUGGAGAAUGGUGGUCAACAUGUCCCUCUGCCCUGCCCACACUGCCUUUGAGACGUCCGCCUCGCAUACCAGCUCUUGCAUUCAUUGACUUGAAGUUUGCCGAAGCUGUUGUUCCUGAGCAAGUGGAUAUAUUUGAAACAUGUGAGAGCGGGACAGUGGUCAGGAUUUGGGCCUGGGAAGCCACUACUGCUGAUAGCCAUGAUUCGGCCUGCAGCAGUGGCCGCUGGUUGCUGCUCUAUGAUGGCCAGCCAUGUGUCUUGAGUGCUGCCACUGCUCGAAAGUUCUCGCCUCCUCUCCGCUCCAUUGAUGUUCCAGUGACCACUUUGCGCCUUGAGCUGAACUACACACUGAGCAAGCACUACCCAUGCAUCGAUGCCAUCCUACUGACUGGCUCAAGCAAACCUCCUGCUGAUUUGAAGCAUUUUCAACAUUUUCCAUCACAAAUUUUUGCUGCCAACUGUACGAGUGUAUCCCCCAACUCCAACCACUCUUCUGACCAUGUCUGUGAUGGCUCUCUUGAUGGUUCGGGCGCCAUGCAGACUCACGAAUCUCUCGACAAUCUGACAUCUAGUCUCCCAGUUUCUGGUUUAAUUAAUUGCGAGGAUAAUGAAUCUCGGGACCAACUUAGGAUCAAUGAAAGAACCUGCAGUUCAGCUACUGUAGAUUUUGUACCCAACUCUAACACUGUGGAAGAUCUGGCAAACCUGAACAUAUGCAACAAAGUUGUCAUGCAUGGACUACAAAAUCAACUAAGGGUGCUGGAUGACAUUCUACUUGAUGGUCCCAGGCACAUCGCGUCUUGCUCAAUUGAGAAUCUUGUUCAAUUUUUUGGUGGCAGUUCUGCUCCUUCUGAUCCUGUAGCUUCCGAAGAAAAAGAAAAUAGCUGCUCUCAACUGCCUUCUUUUGCCCAUGAGGUUGAAAAUUUGACGCCUACAAGUAACAUUGCUAAUGCAACUGGAACCGAAGUACAGAAAGAUUAUAAUUUGAAGGAAUAUCAUCAGCAAGCUGUCCUCAACUCAGGGUCUUGUGAGCCUCCUGAGCAAGAUGUUGAUUUCUUCCAAAUGCUCCCCCCUGAAGUCAUGCUGCGCGUGCUGUCACUGCUGGACCUGCGCAGUCUGUGCCGCAUUGCCCAGAGCUGCUGUGCUCUGCGCCAGCUGGCCUACCACCCUCAGCUCUACACGCACCUCUCACUCAAGGACUGGUGGUCAGUGGUGAAUGACAGAGCCCUGACGUCACUGCUGACGCGUUUGACGAGGACCAAUAAUCGUCUGCAGAGCUCCUCAUCAGUCGAGUCUGGCAACUGCAUCAGUGACCACAACAAUCUGCGCUCUGGCUCCACCGAAGAAAUAAAUAACCCUAACAAUGAUGCUGAUGUAUCCUGUCCUAAUAGGAUAACUUCAAACAACUCAUCUUUGUCAAACCACGAAUCUCCUUUGUUCAUGUCUUUGGAUGAAGACUUGAACACUUCAUUUGAGGGCCAUUUAUCUUGCAUAUAUGGAACAUUGCAGUCGCUUGACUUAUCCUGGUGCGGUCUUUAUGGUGGUGUAAGCUGCCCCACAUUCUUGGACUUUAUUCACAAAUGUGGCCCCAAACUACGCAUUCUUAGACUCAGCUGCUGUGACUUCGUUGACAGCUAUUGUCUUUAUAUGAUCGCAAAUGUGUGUCAGCAUUUGACAGAGCUAGACAUCUCGCGCUGCUAUCAGCUGGACUUCCUGGGCCUGGGCGAGCUGAAGAAGCUGAGUCAGCUGACGCGUCUGGACGUGAGCUACACAAGCCUCAGGACAGACACGGCGCACGUGUUGCUGCAGCACCUGCCUCACCUGCGCCACCUCAGCAUCAGGGGCUGUCAGGACCUGCGGAUGGACGAGGUGUGCGUGUCGCUGUCCCUGUUCUGCCCGGCGCUGGAGUCGCUAGUCGCCUGGAAAACGAAGGGCGUCACGCACCGCGGCUUGCGUGCCCUCGCCGAGCUUCCCUGCCUGCGCGAUUUGGACCUCGGCUGGGCCUUCGCCAACGCCAACGGCCUCGCCGGCAGCGUGACGGAGCUGACGCAGCGAUGUCAGCAGCUGUGCCGCCUGCGUCUUACCGCCUGUCGUUACCUCAGCGACGCCGACGUCAGCAGCAUCGCCAGCUCCUGCCCGCGCCUCGAGCAGCUCGACCUGACGGGCAACGCCAACAUAAGCGCUGACGCUGUCGAGAGUGUACUGCAGAGCUGCCGGCGUCUACGGCUGCUGGAGGUGAGCUACUGCGCUAUGAUCCCUCGCCCCGUGACGGACGCUUGGCGACGCCGCUACCCGGCCGUCCUCAUCGUCGCCGCCUGCGACGCUCACCACGCCGCCUUCGUCUGAACACCUCGCCGCCUUCGUCUGAACACCUCGCCGCCUUCGUCUGAACACCACGCCGCCUUCGUCUGAACAUAGCCACAUUACAUAGCCGCCUAAUUCCUAGAAAUUCCUAAAUUCGUAAUUCCUAGGAAUUUCCUAGGUGCCUAAUUCCUAAUUCACCACGCCGCCUUCGUCUGAACAUAGCCACAUUACAUGGCUGCCUAAUUCCUUAGCAAUUUUUCCUAAUUCCUAAAUUCGUAAUUCCUAGGAAUUUCCUAGCUGCCUAAUUCCUAAUUCACCACGCCGCCUUCGUCUGAACACAGCCACAUUACAUAGUUGCCUAUUGCCUUCAGAUUAUGUGUGUUUGGAAAAUCGCGCUGUAAAGAGACGAAAACACUAUAAUAUCUUAUUGUUCAAAUUGUACUGAACACCGCUUGUACGUAGACUUUGUGAUUGUUUUCAGUAGAACUAAAGUAACUUUGCUGUAAGAGAUCCUAUUACCGGGCCCAGUCUUGAAUGUAGUUAUUAGCGCUUUUUGUUGCGCUUUCCCGCCUAAUGCGGUGUUGUUAUUAUAAGCAGUUGAAGCAUCCCUGUCGUACCUGAUAACUAUUGUGAUAUUAGGCUAGAAUAUCCCGCUUUUUUAUACUUACUUUGUACACAGCUUUACUUUUACCUAUUUUAGAAAUCUGCGUAGAUAUUUUUUUGCAAUUGUUGUCUUCAUGUUGCAUUGCUAGGUCAUUAUCAAGGAUAUACUAGUGUUGUUUUCCGUUGUUCUUGUUAGUAUUCUGAUUUUCACGACAAUACUCGUUUAUUCAACCUUAUGAUGUAUUUUUCUUCGUCUUUCAAGCGCUUCUAUUGUAGUUCUGUAUAAUUUGAAUUUUGAAAGUCUCGGAUCGUGUAGUUCGUAAUUAAUUCGUAUUGUUUUGAGUUACAAGUUGAAUGUAUUUAUGCUGGUGUUACUAUUCCUGAACCGUCGUAACAACCCAAGCUAGUAUCUAAACCAAUCAACCAUCAUCAUAAAUGUUCUUUUUAUUGUAGCAGUGGAAGGGAUGUUCGUAAUUCGUUUGAUAUUCAAGAUAUUGUUCAUAAUUUAAUGAUGCAAUGUGAGUUGAAAAUCCCCUAGCAGUUUUUGAUCCAUGUAUGUCGGUAUUAUUGUGCAUUCGUUAAUUUUCUUCAUAAGAAUCACUAUAACCAACGCAAUUCACCUCUUGAGACUCGUUAUAGAAAUAUUACUAGUCAAGAAACGAGUAAAGUUGUUCAUUUGGCUCUGAGAUCUGCACGAUUUCACCCCAUACCUACUCUUAAAAUUCGAAUAAAGUGUUUUGAGGGUCGCA
Messenger RNA from Hyalella azteca, 4052 nucleotides. It is a transcript of the gene Fbxl4, whose product is annotated as F-box/LRR-repeat protein 4. Gene Ontology annotation, cellular component: SCF ubiquitin ligase complex. Bases 238 to 2742 code for a protein of 834 amino acids. Gene Ontology annotation, molecular function: protein binding. Gene Ontology annotation, biological process: SCF-dependent proteasomal ubiquitin-dependent protein catabolic process. The transcript has 11 exons. The record is from RefSeq and is a predicted model, not a curated record. Lineage: Eukaryota; Metazoa; Arthropoda; Malacostraca; Amphipoda; Hyalellidae.